GUUCGACGCAGACCAACGCGUUGCAGUCACUCGUUGCGACCUUGGGCGACCAUUUCCCGAGCUCCCGUUGCUUUUCCUCUUCAACAACCGAAUCUACGUUUCUUGCUUAUACUUCCAGCCUACUCUCGGAAGGAGUGUCGGAUUGUGCUCUUGACUGCAUCAUUUAUUUUUCCUUGGAUAACCAAAAUACUCCAGAAUGCGACCAGCAGAUGAAUCCAGGAGUGACGAAUCUCAAGCUAGCCAACUAAUGAAAGCAAUAUUGCCACAGCGAACUUCAAGCUCGAAGAGAUCGCGUCGAACGGAUCUCGUUACCGCUGUGAUCAACAACGGUAUGCCAGCGCCACAAGCCUUGACAAGUCCGACGAGGAAAUCUACCCCUUCGCAACAACAAGUGCUUGGGCACGCUGGGACACAGCCAGAGUCAGAGUCUCAAGGAAAUGAGCAGUUGGAUUCCACAGGUUCACAGAAGGAGAACAGUCCAGGAUCGAUGGACAGUGACAAAUCCGGCCCGCCUUCAAAUGCGGCGCCUCCGAAACGCACGAAGAAUACUUCAAAAGCGAAGGUGGCAGAUCAGAGUCCUGCUGAUCACAUGUCAACGAAAGCCGUCGUGCCAUGGGCUUCCAUGAACCCACCUAUUGCUGCAAUCGUCAGAACAAAGGAAAUGAAUCCCUGUGACCCUCCUGUGCCAUCAUCUAAGAUGAUACCAUACUAUGGUGGCAGUGUCUCGCGCCCAGCGAUCGUCCCUGCGAGAAGCACGGCUCGUGCACCGAGGAAACGAUCGCCGUCCCCUGCAUCGCAAGAUUCUUUCGCAGGCCCGCUUCCUGCCGAGGACCAAGAGAAAUUAUAUCUACAGCAUACGAAGGCCUUCAAUGUACCUCUGUCGGAGCUGGGGCAGUUGAGCCACAGCACGCAUAGUAGAUCCGUGGCCGAACAGUCGGCGACAACCCGUACUCAGGAGUUCUCCAUCACAUGUCGCCCGCAUUCUUGUAGCCGCGACGCCCGAAAAUUCGUCCGAUGACUCACAGGAAAUCUAUGUGCAAAGUGGCCGGUCAUUUCCCUCACAUUCUCAGGCUGUCAACUCGUACCGUCGAGGUGAUGGGUCUCAAUCGUCCGAUGAAUUCACUGCAGGCCAAGGCCAAGAAAUUGGCGGGUCGU
Molecule: messenger RNA, 1155 nt
Organism: Laetiporus sulphureus 93-53
Lineage: Eukaryota; Fungi; Basidiomycota; Agaricomycetes; Polyporales; Laetiporaceae
Exons: 5
Coding region: 197-1018 (273 amino acids)
Source: RefSeq, a predicted model, not a curated record